AUGGCCUCCUGGUUCGGCUGGAAUGAGCCGUACUACCGGAGCCCUCGCAGGGACCCGGCCGACGUGGUCACCGACACCCUGAUGCUGGAGUUCAGCUGGCAGCUCAAGGAGGCGGAGCGGCAGCACAAAGAGAGGGAGAGCGAGUACAGGCGGCUGAAGACGGGGGUGGACUACAGCUGGCUGGCCAGCACGCCGCGCUCCUCCUUCAGCAUCAGCACCGCGGAGAGGCUGGCCCUGGAGGAGCUCUGCUCCAAGGUGCCGCCGUCCUGCUGUGGGCUGGUCAUCCUCAAGUUUAGGGACGUUGUGCAGGCCAACGAGCCAGAUGUGCAGGAGGUUUCCGGCCUGUUCCGCUCCGUCCUCCUGGAGGCGUUGGACCAGCUGAAGGAGGAGCAGGAGGCGCAGCGACUGGCCCGCCAGUGGAACAACAAACGCGCCAUGAGCAUGAACUUCCGGUCCCGGAUCAAGAUCAACCCGUUCGGGAGCACGGUGGGCCUCACCUCGGCGGCGGCCGACGGGACGGGGCUGAGCGACCUGAAAACCGUGUCGGGGGACGUGGAGAAGGGGGCAGACAGAGAGGACAGGGCGCAGAGGGUGUGGAGCAUGCCUGACUUUAGAUACAAAGGGACCGGCGGCAGUAGGGUGGUCUGA
Molecule: messenger RNA, 648 nt
Organism: Menidia menidia (Atlantic silverside)
Lineage: Eukaryota; Metazoa; Chordata; Actinopteri; Atheriniformes; Atherinopsidae
Source: the annotation of a GenBank genome assembly